Messenger RNA from Aureococcus anophagefferens, 459 nucleotides. RefSeq lists its product as hypothetical. The record is from RefSeq and is a predicted model, not a curated record. Gene Ontology annotation, molecular function: tRNA-specific adenosine deaminase activity. The transcript has a single exon. Gene Ontology annotation, biological process: tRNA wobble adenosine to inosine editing. NCBI's taxonomy places the organism in Eukaryota, Pelagophyceae, Pelagomonadales, Pelagomonadaceae. Bases 1 to 459 code for a protein of 152 amino acids.
AUGGGCCUGGCGCUCGACGAGGCGCGACGCGCCGCCGCCGCCGGCGAGGUGCCCGUGGGCGCCGUCGUCGUCGACGACGCCACGGGCGCCGUCGUCGCCGCGGCGGGCAACGCCAUCGAGGCGACGCAGGACGCGUCGGCCCACGCGGAGCUGCUGGCGCUGCGGCGCGCGGCGGCGGCGCGGGGCAACUGGCGCCUGGCGAAUUGCACGCUCUACUCGACGCUCGAGCCGUGCGUGCUCUGCAUGAGCGCGUGCUACGCGUUCCGCGUCGGCCGCGUCGUCUACGGCGCGCCGGACCACCGCCUCGGCGCCGCCGAGUCCUGGCUCAACAUGGCCGAGCUCGGCCACCCGUUCCACGCGCUCGCCGUCGACGGCGGCGUCCGCGAGCCCGAGGCCGCGGACGCGAUGCGGUCCUUCUUCCGCGCGCGGCGCAAGGAGCCCAAGUGGCAGCCGCCGUAA